Cooperia oncophora is the source of this 249-nucleotide messenger RNA. NCBI's taxonomy places the organism in Eukaryota, Metazoa, Nematoda, Chromadorea, Rhabditida, Trichostrongylidae. The record is from the annotation of a GenBank genome assembly.
AUGUCAGAAUCCACGGAAGAUCUCAAACAUGAUGGUAAUCGUUUCUUCCAACAGGGACGAUAUCAAGAAGCUAUUGAUGCCUAUAGUAAAGCUAUUAUCAGAAAUCCACAUGUAUCUACUUAUUUCACUAACCGAGCCCUUUGUCAUAUGAACCUAAAAGCAUGGAGCAAAGCUGCCGAGGAUUGCUCAAAAGCUGCAUUUUUGGAUAGAAAUAAUGUCAAAGUUGGUUUUGCGGUUUUGGUGAGGUGA